This is a messenger RNA of Amphimedon queenslandica, 1000 nucleotides long. RefSeq names its product thioredoxin-related transmembrane protein 1-like. The coding region runs from base 42 to 908 and encodes 288 amino acids. Gene Ontology annotation, molecular function: disulfide oxidoreductase activity. Gene Ontology annotation, cellular component: endomembrane system. The transcript has 8 exons. The record is from RefSeq and is a predicted model, not a curated record. NCBI's taxonomy places the organism in Eukaryota, Metazoa, Porifera, Demospongiae, Haplosclerida, Niphatidae.
GUAGGCGUGGUCUUAUUGCCCACGUGUCAUACAUUUUAAAAAUGGCGCCUUUGACUUAUAUAUUUCUAGGUUUGUCUUUGUUAGUAGCCGUUAAUGGAGGGAAAGAGAGAGUGAUUGGAGCAGAAGUAGUGACCAUCACUACUGAUAACUGGAGGGAUAUGCUCACUGGAGAAUGGAUGGUGGAAUUUUAUGCUCCAUGGUGUCCAUAUUGCACGCAGUUUUCUCCAGUCUGGGAAGACUUUGCCGAUUGGGUCAACGAUUUUGACGUAAAGGUUGCCAAAGUAGACAUAACAAACGAACCAAUACUUGGUGGUCAGUUUAUGAUUGAGCAGCUGCCAACUAUAUUCCAUAUAAAAGAUGGUGAUGUUAGGUUGUAUUCCGAUGAAAGGAAUCCGACUUCCUUGCAGGAUUUCAUUGAAAAGAACAAUUAUUUAAACGUUGAUCCAAUACCUUGGUACAAGAGCCCAACAUCUCUACAUAUGUAUGGACUGGGCGUAAUGUUCCAGCUGGCUCAGGAAGCACAGAAACUCGAGGAGUACCUGCGAAAGGAGUACAACCUCUCCACCUGGGGCAUCUUUGGGAUAAUGGCUACUGGUACCGUGGUUAUCGGACUAUUGAUCGGCCUGGUUUGCGUUUUGGUAGGCGAAGUUGUAUCACGUGCUCGGUCAGCUCCCAAGAGACGUCCAAGGCCUCAGAAGGAAGAAAAGAAACCGACUGAAAGCAAAGAGCCGGUUCCCAUUGAAACACUUCAAGAGAAAGAAGCAGUUCAAGAAAAAGAAGCAGUUCAAGAAAAAGAAACAGAGGAAGAGAAAGAAAUAGUGGAGACUGUCCAGGAGAAAGGGAACGAAAAGAAAGCUAAAAGUGAUAAACCUAGAAAAAGGAACAAGGCCAAAAGGGAAACUGAUUAGAUGCCAUUGUCUUUUUAAAAUUGAACUAUCGUAAUAAUAAUAAUUAUUUUAUUUUUGAUGGUAUUUCCAACUAACUGUUGUUGUUGCCUUUG